Messenger RNA from Nestor notabilis (Kea), 1126 nucleotides. RefSeq names its product chromosome unknown open reading frame, human C18orf8 (gene RMC1). The transcript is spliced from 10 exons. The annotation marks the transcript as partial. Lineage: Eukaryota; Metazoa; Chordata; Aves; Psittaciformes; Psittacidae. The record is from RefSeq and is a predicted model, not a curated record. Gene Ontology annotation, biological process: regulation of autophagy. Gene Ontology annotation, cellular component: late endosome membrane; Mon1-Ccz1 complex; lysosomal membrane.
GUCCAGCCUCUGUGACUAGUCAGUCUCCUGUUCCAUGUAAACUCUAUUCUUCUUCUUGGAUUGUCUUUCAACCUGAUAUCAUCAUCAGUGCAAGUGAAGGUUACCUCUGGAGUCUUCAAGUGAAACUUGAACCUGUAGUUAACCUCUUGCUAGAUAAAGGAAAACUGAUGGAUUUCCUUCUCCAAAGGAAAGAAUGCAAAAUGGUUAUCCUGUCUGUAUGCUCUCAAAUGCUCAGUGAGCCAGAAAGGGGAUCAUUGUCUGUGAUUGCAACCGUUUUUGACAAACUGAAUCAUGAAUAUAAGAAGUACUUGGAAGCUGAGCAAAGCUAUACUAUGGUGGUAGAAGCAGGCCUGAGUAGAAGUAAUCCACUUCUGAAACGUCCAGUUCGCACUCAAGCAGUUAUUGACCAGUCUGACAUGUACACACAUGUUUUGUCUGUAUUUACAGAGAAGAAGGAAGCACCUCAUAAGUUCACUAUAGCGGUCCUGAUGGAAUACAUUCGCUCUCUUAAUCAGUUCCAGAUUGCAGUUCAGCACUACUUGUACGAGCUGGUCAUCAAAACCCUUGUUCAACACAACUUGUUCUACAUGCUCCAUCAGUUUCUGCAGUACCAUGUGCUCAGUGACUCAAAGCCUUUGGCUUGUCUGUUACUGUCCCUGGAAAGCAUUUACCCUCCUGCACACCAGCUCUCUCUGGACAUGUUAAAAAGACUUUCCACAGCAAAUGAUGAAAUAGUGGAAGUUCUGUUGUCCAAACACCAAGUUUUGGCUGCCUUGAGAUUCAUCAGGGGCAUUGGAGGACACGACAGCAUUUCAGCCCGCAAAUUCCUUGAUGCAGCAAAACAAGCAGAAGAUGACAUGCUUUUCUACACUAUAUUCAGAUUCUUUGAACAAAGAAAUCAGCGGUUACGAGGAAACCCUAGUUUUACACCAGGUGAGCACUGUGAAGAACAUGUCACCUUCUUCAAACAAGUUUUUGGAGAACAAGCUCUCAUGAAGCCCACAACACUCUGAAAAAAUCUUCCACUGAAAUGUAUAAACUUAAUUUAUUGCAUUUAAGUAGAUUUUUGAACUACAAAAUUGCUAUUUUAUAAUAAAGUAUAUACAAGAUGUUUUGGCAAAUAGUA